CUGCCAGCCAAGUGCCAUAUAGCCAGCCAGUCAAAAGUCCCUAGGUAGAUCUGUUCGUUCAGUGGCCAGUGAAGUGUUCGGUUCGAAUUUCCUAUAGGAAAAAAGUGAUCAUAAAUUAGUGCUACUUUAACGGUGAAAUUCUCCGAGAACUUGCUCCGAUCUCUUUUUAACCUACCGUUAAACAAAACCGUAAAUCAGUAACCAUGUCUGAGAAGCCGAAGCGUCCUCUGUCCGCCUACAUGCUGUGGCUGAACUCUGCCCGCGAACAGAUCAAGAAGGAAAACCCCGGAAUCAAGGUCACCGAAAUCGCCAAGAAGGGUGGUGAACUAUGGAGGGGGAUGAAGGACAAGACCGAAUGGGAGAACAAAGCCGCCAAAAUGAAGGAUGAGUACAACAAAGCCGUCCAAGAGUUCGAGCGAAACGGAGGCAGCAAGGGAGGAGACAAGAAGAAGAAGGGUGCCAAGAAGCCCGCCGGCAAGAAGGGCAAGAAGAAGGAUUCGGAAGAUGAUGAUGAUGAGUCCGGCGAGGAGAGCGAGUAAAUGCUCGAUCCCCACAUCCCUGGGUCGCACAUCUCAUCUACCUGUCUCUUCCCACCACCCACCAUCAUCAACAAACUAUCCUUUUCCCAAAAAUCCGUUUCCCUAUUACCUAAGCUAAUGUAAUAAUUGCAAGAAAACUACACACAAAAAGAUUAUUUUUAAUUUAUUGUAAAAAUGUUCGGGGCCUUACUUCUCAAAAUCAGUAACAACUAAAAAACCAAACAACAGCUAUGGCACGCAAUACACAGUACAUGUGUUUUCGGGGUUUCCGGUUGUUCGGCUUGCCGAGUUUCCGGGACGCGAUUCUCUCUGUCUCUCUCGAUAGAGUAGGACCUCGGACCUAAAAAACAGGAACCAGUUGUGACGCCCAGAAAAUUGAUCAGCUCGGAUGGAAAAGAUUAACGACUCGUAGAUACAUAGGAGAUAUCGCGUCCGCACUUUUGCGCGGAACCCCGUUAUCACUUGGCCACAGUCGCGCAGCCACCGCCGGAUCCAAGCACGCGAGUAGCUUGUGUGGACACGGGCUUUAGAUCUUCGUUCAAGAAGAAACCCAUCCCGCUCUCGCAGCGGAGAUAUCCGACGGACGGAAUCAAUCUCCCUCUCCGAUUCGCCAGACUAACAAAUGUAUGACGACCGCGCAGGGAUUACACGAAGACGCGAGAGAGAUAGCGAAACUAGCAACUGUUGUUGAUACAAAACUGUAAAAAUUACCUUUUAGACUGUUUCUUUUUUCAUCCGACUUGAGCAAAACAAUAAAAUUAAAAACGUAAAAUUCUGAACUCUUGAUAAAACCAGCAAAGAAAAACAAGUAAUAGGUGUAUCCAAUCCCGACACGUUUUCUUUGUACGAGACGUAAAAAAAAUCACAUUCAUCCAAAACACACCAACAAAAGCAUCCCCCUUUAUUGUUUAAGGAAGGCCAUGUAAUAUUAAUGCAAGAAAAUUUUAAAAACCUCGAAAAAAAAACCGUAAAAA
Uranotaenia lowii is the source of this 1513-nucleotide messenger RNA. Its product is annotated as mobility group protein 1A-like. Lineage: Eukaryota; Metazoa; Arthropoda; Insecta; Diptera; Culicidae. The record is from RefSeq and is a predicted model, not a curated record. The coding region runs from base 204 to 539 and encodes 111 amino acids. Gene Ontology annotation, molecular function: transcription cis-regulatory region binding. The transcript is spliced from 3 exons.